Molecule: messenger RNA, 1038 nt
Organism: Sordaria macrospora k-hell
Lineage: Eukaryota; Fungi; Ascomycota; Sordariomycetes; Sordariales; Sordariaceae
Source: RefSeq, a predicted model, not a curated record
AUGUCUGCCCAGCGUGAGAGCGUCCAAUCCUUCUGGGUCAACGGCUCGACCGAGAUCUCCAAGAGGGCUUCCGAGCUCGCCUCGGCCGCCAAGGUUACUGAUCAGACCUUUGAGGCCAAGGCCAACGCUGGCGAGUUCGUCGUCCAGGGUGCGGACUGUGUCCAGUUCUGGACCGGCUCGGUCCGCAGCGGCGAGAACUACAUCGGCGAUACCAAGGGUGACGGUGUCGUCUUCCUCAAGGAGGGCAUCCAGAUGAUUGUCAAGGGCGGCAAGGUCCUCGGACCUCUCCCUGCCGGUUCCCUGCACAGAUGUAAUACACCCCCUACUCGGUCCCGAUCCCCAACACCACCGCACCAUCGCGUUCAUGUUACUGCUUCAAGUUCUUCUACACAACGCCCACCACAUCUUCCCCGGUCGUCGUCGGCCAACAACCCCUCCUCAAGCUACCGGCUCGCUUCCGGUUCUGAGAGAAGAGUUAGCGGUAGCGGCGGUCAUGGUCUUUCUCAUGAUCUUCCACCAGUUGUUGGCUCAGGCGUUCGCUACGUUUCGGGGACAAGCCACACUCCUCCUCUUGCUACAAACACGCAUACUACCACACACACUAUCACCACCAAGCCCAUGUUACCUCGUUCGGCCUCCUACCAUCCUCAUGUCCCGCCUACUAACACCUUUCCCAACAGCGUGAGCGUGUCCCGCGAAUGCCGUCAAUGCCUAGAGCAGCAGCAGCAACGUCGUGAGAGCCAUCCCCGGGAGAGCCAUUCCCGCGAUCGCGACAACAGCCACAGCCCUCACCACAACAACCACGGACAUGCAACAUAUCAACCUGCCCCCGCCCAUCAUCACGCAACAGUAUCAUACCAAAAACGUCAUGACGGCGACACCUUCAGCACGGCGCCGACUUAUCUCUCCAGCGGGCCCGUGGAGCGCGACUGGUUGGAUGACGACAGCAUAGCGCCCGGAGACAGCAUUAGCAAUGUCGGGAUUUACCCGAAUGGGUAUCCUUCGGGGCACGCGCUUCAUGUUUCGAGUCGUCGUUGA